Messenger RNA from Perognathus longimembris pacificus (Pacific pocket mouse), 1233 nucleotides. It is a transcript of the gene Tfdp2, whose product is annotated as transcription factor Dp-2. Gene Ontology annotation, cellular component: transcription regulator complex; nucleus. The transcript is spliced from 12 exons. Bases 202 to 1233 code for a protein of 343 amino acids. Gene Ontology annotation, molecular function: DNA-binding transcription factor activity, RNA polymerase II-specific; RNA polymerase II transcription regulatory region sequence-specific DNA binding. The record is from RefSeq and is a predicted model, not a curated record. NCBI's taxonomy places the organism in Eukaryota, Metazoa, Chordata, Mammalia, Rodentia, Heteromyidae. Gene Ontology annotation, biological process: regulation of transcription by RNA polymerase II; regulation of cell cycle.
CCCCAGCCAUGCAAGGGUCUUGAUCUCAAGUUUCCAGUGAAUGGUAACAAAGGCUGUGGAGUGUUGCUGGUGCUUGCCGCGAGAGGCUGGCCCCGGGUUCCAGGUAACGUCCUUGUUGCAUUUCCGGUUUCCAACGGCAACUCUCCGACCAAGAUUUUACCAAAAACCUUAGAACCAAUCAAUGUGAAUGUUGGGCCCCAAAUGAUCAUAAGCACCCCGCAGAGGCUCGCCAGCGCCGGAAGCGUCCUCCUCGGGAGCCCCUACAGCCCCGCGCCGGCCAUGGUCACGCACACACACCUGCCCGAGGCGGCGGGCUGGGCGCCCAGCGACCGGAAGCGGCCCCGGGACUUCAUGGACUCCGAUUUCUCAGAGAGCAAGCGCAGCCGGAAGGGCGAUAAGAGCGGGAAGGGCCUGAGGCAUUUCUCCAUGAAAGUGUGCGAGAAAGUGCAGCGGAAAGGGACGACGUCCUACAACGAGGUCGCCGACGAGCUGGUGUCGGAGUUCACCCACUCCAGUAACCACGUGGCGGCGGACUCGGCGUACGACCAGAAGAACAUCCGGCGCCGGGUCUACGACGCCCUGAACGUGCUCAUGGCCAUGAACAUCAUCUCCAAGGAGAAGAAGGAGAUCAAGUGGAUCGGGCUGCCCACCAACUCGGCCCAGGAGUGCCAGAACCUGGAGAUGGAGAAGCAGAGGCGGAUGGAGCGGAUAAAGCAGAAGCGGGCCCAGCUCCAGGAGCUCCUCCUGCAGCAAAUCGCGUUCAAGAACCUGGUGCAGAGGAAUCGGCAGAACGAGCAGCAGAACCAGGGGCCGCCCGCGGCGACCUCCACCAUCCAGCUGCCCUUCGUGCUGGUCAACACCAGCAAGAAGACCGUCAUCGACUGCAGCAUCUCCAGCGACAAGUUCGAGUACCUGUUCAACUUCGACAACGCCUUCGAGAUCCACGACGACAUGGAGGUGCUCAAGCGCAUGGGCAUGGCGCUGGGGCUCGAGUCGGGCCGCUGCUCCCUGGAGGACCUCAAGGCGGCCCAGGCGCUGGUGCCCAAGGCGCUGGAAGCCUACGUCACGGACCUCUCGGCGGGCCCCGCGCACAGCGCGUCCAGCUCGGAGCCGGCGCCGCCGCCCAGCCGGCGGGGGCCCUGUGCGGAGGCCGCGCCCCGGGGCGGUUCGCCCAGCUCCUUCCACGAGGACGACGACGACGAGGGCGCCUCCUCCGCCUCCACGCCCGAGUAG